ACAGUGUACUAGCGCAGUGCGCUUUGUGAAGCGAAUUGUAUUGAAGCUUGUUUGCGUCUGAGCUUGUAUCCUAAGAAUUGAACGGCGCGAAAUUGUUUCGAUAAUUCUCGAUCUUUCGACAUUCAUAGAAUAACAAGUCCAAAGUCUUGAAAGAAUUAUUCUUUUCCCGAUUAAUCGAUGGUUCGAGGAAAACAAAGCUACAGAUAAAGGAAAAACAUCGAGAAGAAACAAAGUAGUUGUUGGUGAAAGUCAACGUUGUUUCUCUGUAACGGAAAUCACCUUUCGUUCGUUGCUCGUAUAAUGAACGCAGUAGCCAAUCAGGAUGAGAUUCAUAUGACAACACCUGAACUUAUUGAAGCUCAUGGUUACACAGCUGAAACACAUUGCAUUUGGACUGAAGAUGAUUAUUGCUUAGAUGUACAUAGAGUUUUACCUCCAAAAUCACGUGGAAACUCAUAUAAUGAAGAUGGUGAAAAUAGCGUGACCAGUUUAAACAAUGUAAAUGUAACAGAGGCUCGAGUACCAGUUCUUAUUCACCAUGGGUUGUUAUCAAGUUCAGCCGACUGGGUAUUAUUGGGUCCAAAGAAGGCAUUAGCAUACAUUCUAUGCGACAAUGGAUAUGAUGUAUGGCUUGGAAAUGCAAGGGGAAAUGCAUAUUGUAAAAAACAUAGAAAAUAUACAACCAAAGAUAAAGAAUUUUGGGAUUUCAGUUGGCAUGAAAUUGGUCUUUAUGACUUACCAGCAACAAUAGACCACAUUUUAGAGCAAACAGGAUACAAUGAACUUUAUUACAUAGGUUAUAGUCAAGGUACAACAGCAUUUUAUGUGAUGGCUAGUGAGAAACCUGAAUAUAAUCCCAAGAUCAUAGGAAUGGUUAGUCUUGCGCCAAUAGCAUUCCUUUCAAAUCAGAGGAGUCCUUUGCUCAAACUAGUUGUUCACUUUUAUGGCAUAAUGGAGUGGGGAUCUUCUUAUUGCAAUGUACAUCAGUGGUUCCCCCACAAUAGGUUACAGGCCCGUACCCUAACUGCAAUCAUUCGAAAUGCACCAGGUAGCCUUACCAAGGGUUUCUGUGUGUGUUGGUUUUACAUGAUCGCUGGAUUUGGUAGUGAUCAACUGGACAAGUCUAUGCUGCCAAUAAUUUUAGGACAUUUCCCAGCUGGUGCUUCUGCUAAGCAAAUUAUUCAUUACAGUCAGAGCAUUUUAUCAGGAUCAUUCCGCAAGUUCGAUUAUGGAGCGACUGAGAACCUGAAAAUUUAUGGAUCAACACAGCCGCCGAAAUAUGACCUCGAAAGAGUGAAAAUACCUGUAGUAAUAUUUUAUAGUGAAAAUGAUUUUUUAACCGAUCCCGCUGAUAUAAAAAAACUCGUUGACAGAUUACCAAAUGUACUAGAGACGCGAAAGAUUGAGUAUUCGAAAUUCAAUCACAUAGAUUAUUUGUGGGGCAGAGAUGCUAAAACAUAUCUCUACAAUACUGUAUUAAAAGUAUUAAAACGGUUCAGAUAAGAGAAGUAUUUAACGACGUUGGUUAUUUAUGAGUAUACGGGUAUACAAAUACAUAUGGAUAUUUUGUCACAUUUGUUACAUCACAGAAACUCCGAUAUAUUUGUAGAAAUUAAAUGUCGAAUGAGUUUAUA
Messenger RNA from Megalopta genalis, 1634 nucleotides. RefSeq names its product lipase 3. Gene Ontology annotation, molecular function: hydrolase activity, acting on ester bonds. The record is from RefSeq and is a predicted model, not a curated record. Gene Ontology annotation, biological process: lipid metabolic process. Lineage: Eukaryota; Metazoa; Arthropoda; Insecta; Hymenoptera; Halictidae.